AGUCUCCUCUCCUUACCUCUGAGAAUCUUCUGACGACUGUCCGUACGAAACCAGGAACGUUUCUUGCCUUCUCUCCUUCGUCUCGCCGUUUCCAUCCCAACUUCUCGAAAUACCCCCGCACGUGAUCAUCUGACCACCUCUCGUGCGACCCUCAUUUCCCAUUAUACCUCUCCAUGAAGAAGGCCUGAAGCUUCUCUUCAUGUCUUCUUCCUCUCUCUCUCCUCUCUGUUCCUUUUGCCUUCUUUAAUGGUGGGAGGAGGAGACGGCGAGGAGGGGCGAUUCUUGCAAGGGGCUAUGGAUUCGAUGCCCGUCUUCGCCAAGGAACUCGUUGCUGGGGGCGUCGCGGGCGGGUUUGCGAAGACGGUCGUCGCUCCGCUUGAGCGUGUCAAGAUCUUGUUUCAGACCAGAAGAGCAGAGUUUCAGAGUAUAGGAUUGUGGGGAUCUUUCAGAAAGAUUGCAAAGACAGAAGGUUUAUUGGGGUUUUAUAAAGGAAAUGGAGCUAGUGUUGCUCGAAUUGUGCCUUAUGCAGCUUUGCAUUACAUGGCUUAUGAGCAAUAUCGCCGAUGGAUUAUACUCACUUUGCCUGGUAUUGGAAGAGGUCCUGUUCUUGAUCUCGUGGCUGGGUCCGUUGCUGGAGGAACAGCAGUUCUUUUCACUUAUCCCCUUGAUUUAGUCCGGACUAAGUUGGCAUAUCAGGUUGUUGGAUCAUCAAGGUUGAAUAUCGGAGGGCAAUUGCACACUGAGCCGAUUUAUAAAGGAAUUUCAGAUUGUGUUUCAAAGAUUUAUAGACAGGGUGGCAUAAGAGGCCUCUAUCGCGGUGCAGCCCCAUCACUGUAUGGAAUCUUUCCUUAUUCUGGAUUGAAAUUUUAUUUCUAUGAGGAGAUGAAAUCCCAUGUUCCUGAGGGCCACAAGAAGGAUAUCAUGGUUAACCUUGUAUGCGGUUCCGUUGCUGGCUUAUUGGGUCAGACAAUAACCUAUCCUCUGGAUGUUGUCAGGCGUCAAAUGCAGGUACAAACUCUAUCAGCAGCGACCAGAGGAGAAGUGAAGGGUACAUUGGAGACCCUUGUUAUGAUCACUCAAAAGCAGGGGUGGAGGCAGCUUUUUUCGGGGCUGAGCAUCAAUUACAUGAAGGUAGUGCCGUCAGUGGCAAUUGGUUUCACCGUCUAUGAUGCUAUGAAGACAUGGCUGAGAGUUCCGGCCCGUGAUGACAAGGCCAUUGAGGUAGCAACAGAAACAAGAAAUACUCAUGAACCACCAUCCAUUCAUUCCUGACAACCGACCGUAAUCAACCUCAGCGAUGACCAGUUCUUUUUUUAACUAGUUAUCGGGGAUGUUGCGUUGAAAUCUGUUAUUUUCGUGAGAUCUGCCUCCAGGCCAGCUUCUGAUCAUUCAAUCUGUAAAUUCCAUUGUCCCAAGGUGUAAUCUCAUCAUAAUCCGGGCUCUAAUUUUCUUGGGGGGGCACGGAUACAUUGUUUCAAUAUACUGAAUAAAUCGUUGGCAGGCUGUGACAGGAACUUGUCCUUGAAAGAGCAGAGAGACAUCUGCAGAGAGAUACUGUAGCAAUAUAUCCAAAUUCAUUGUACUGCCAUUUUUCACUUCAGAAUGAGAUCAGAGAUCAUUGAUAUCCAAAUGA
Molecule: messenger RNA, 1633 nt
Organism: Magnolia sinica
Lineage: Eukaryota; Viridiplantae; Streptophyta; Magnoliopsida; Magnoliales; Magnoliaceae
Product: mitochondrial carrier protein CoAc2
Exons: 7
Coding region: 247-1272 (341 amino acids)
Biological process (GO): transmembrane transport
Cellular component (GO): mitochondrial inner membrane
Source: RefSeq, a predicted model, not a curated record